AACAUCCCUGCCACCCACCACCACCACCUACAAUGUUGUACAGCGUUGUAUACCUGCACUGACCGUGUGCUGUCUCCGCCUCGUGGCCUUUUGUUGGCUCCUUUCCUACAGCCUGAACCUAGUUCUUAUUUUUCUCAAGGUCUCCCUUGCUGCCAGCCCGCUGCCACUCCACGUCCCAGCGGGCCUCCCCUUCGACAGCCCGACGUCUUUUCCGUCCGAUUUGUUUCAGCUGGGCCAACCAAGUUCGUAGUUGACCUACUUCUCAGUUCGGGGUGUACAAAUACCUAGCAAUUGUGGUUUGCGUCGAAAUACUGGGUCCAACACUGGGCGCGGUGUCUGCUGUCUUGACAGGACUUCUCGUGCCUUUUAACACACUCCAUCCCUGCCUCGAGUCCUCCCGACCUCAGAUCGGUAAAUGUCCCUCGAGUUCCUGCUGUCGCCCACGCGUCGAACUCAACGUUCUCAUUAUCCUGCCCGUCCUGGACCGGCGUUGGCCAACAUUCGCUCUCGGUAUCGGGUCAUGAAGAACUGAAGUGGUUUUCUUGAUGCGCAUUCGCGCGGUCGCUCGUUUUAUACAAUAUUUCUUGAUUGCGGGAUUUUUGAGUCCGACUAAAGGGGAGGAACAACGUAUGUUCACCUAAACGGAUAUGCACAUAAUCUGGUCUCUUGUGUCCUUAACUACCGCCCUCGCUCAUGCGCAGGUGCCGACAUGGGACAGAAGGCUUCUUCCAAGAUUCGUCGGAAAUGCUCGACUAUUCACCAACACAACCAUUCCAAAAUUCUUCGCGAACACAAGCACUGUCACAACCUCCUCCUUUCCUACUAUAGAAUCGUCCACGCCGGGCGGCUCCAUGACAUUUGACUCGACAAACAUUUCUACUACUGCAUUAUAUACCGACACAUCCACAGACUCUUCAACAUGUACCGGUUCAGUCACCUACUAUGGAUCGGUCCCUCCCACCGUAUAUCUGACCGUCACCGAAGGCUAUACGGUAACGGUCACAGCCAGCAACGUCUCCGUGACAGACACGCCUACCCUGAUUACGCCGUUACCGGCUUGUGAAGCCACCAUCAUGCCCUUGCUAGGGACAAUCGAUCCUAAUGUCAUCUCUACUAGUAUUUCACAAAUUCUUACUGACGAAUCGACGGAAGGGAGCACUGCUCCUAUGACCAUGAGUCUGAAUGCUACCGCCUCCCCUCUGCCUCCGGGUGCGCCUGCGGCUUCGCCUCUGCCUAGACCUCCGAUUCUGUCGCUAUCGGCACCGGCAUCGGCUUCUACACAUGCACCAUCACCAUUGGAGUCUUUCCAACCAGGAGCAUCUGUAUAUACCAGCGUUGCUUAUACGAGCACAGUCAUUGUCACCAAGAAGACCCCGGUGCCGGUUGUUGCGCCUCCAUCCGCUCCGCCGGACUUCAAUUUCCAGUCGACAACCCAGCCCCCGUCAAGUCCUUCCGGGAAUACCGGCAUUAACUCUGCAGGAAGUGGUGGUGGGGACAGCGGCAAUAAUAACAAUAACAGCGGAGGCAACAAUAAUGGAGGUGGUGGUAACAGCGGAGGCAACAACAAUAGCGGGAACGGAGGCGACAGCGGAGGCUCCAGCGACAGUGGAGACAGCAACAACAAUGGAAGUGACGGUAACAACGGCGGAGGCGACAAUAACAACAACGGAGGCAGCACCAACAACGGAGGCAGCACCAACAACGGAGGCAGCACCAACAACGGAGGCAGCACCAACAACGGAGGCAGCAACAACAACAACAACGGCGUCGACAAUAAUAGCGGCGGAGGAGACUCGGAUGGUAACCAGAACCCACCAGCCGGAGCUGCUUCACCCCAGUCGGGGCGUGUUGAUGGACCAACCCCAGUGUCAACUGCUAAUGAUGGCACUCUGGCGUCAUCCAACGGCAACGGUGCAUCAAUUCCAAGUACUGCUGCUCCAGUCCCUGCGGGCACCACCAAACUGGGCAAUAUCAUCGCCUCGAUUAUAAACUCGCCCUUUGUGACCGCAUCGGCAACUGGCAUUCCUCCUGCGCGGCCAUUUUCCACCACGAUAAACAACGUUCCUAUCUUCAUUUUCCCUUCUACCGUCGUCAUUGGAAGCCAUUCCGUUGCGAUUCCGACUUCCGCUCCCACCACUAUAGAAGCCAAUGGAGCAGCAUUUACUGUCAGACCCUCGGAGGUCGUCGCGCCAGGAACAACCAUUCCCAUUUCGACAGCUCAACAAGAAGCAGGAACAGCUACCCCUUCACCGACAGCCACCGUUGUGACUGCUGUGGGAGAUUUGACCUUUACCAUUGGCCCAACUUUCGCAGUGAUUUCGGAGACCACGUACAGGAUUGGUCAAAAUGCUCACGCGACCACCAUCAUCGUGGACGGCACGACUGUCUCGGUAGGCCCAGACGGAGUGGGACUGCCCAGUAUCACUUUAGGUCCGGGUGGCAUUGCUCGAGCACCGUUUGUUAUGUAUACCGCAGCAGGGCUGACCCUCUCUGUGGACAGCAGCGAGGCUGUGGUCUCUGGCACCACAUAUCGCAUCGGAUCUGAUGCUCCUCAAGUGAAGACCACCAUAGGCAGCCAAAGUGUGUCGUUUGGACCUGGCGGAGUUGGGCUGCCAUCUACCACCAUUGUCCCGACGGCGGCGUCAUCUUCGGAUGCUGGGAGCUUCUCAGGGUCAAUAUCUGCGACUGGCGCCUCUGCCAAAAAUACCUCGCCAUCAGCCUCCGCGACCUCUGCUUCCACUGAGAAGAAUAUGUCACCCCCGCAACCGUUACGACGUUGCCUACUAGCAAUUCCUGCUGCUUUGCUUUUUCUCUGAUCUCUUUUCAAUGCCGAAACGACUUUGGAACGGAGUGGGUCUGGAGGGUAUGGGGAAAACUAUUUGGCGUUUAUGGAACGGAAAUCUUGGAUGAUCUGUUGAUGAAGUGGAUGCUCUACGAUACCCGCGUUAAGCAGAUAAUCAAGAAUGAAUUAUAUCGGAAGGGCUGGCGCGACCGGCGCGACCGAUUCUCGGUUGGAUAGCUUAUCACAAUGUAAUCUAUAGAUGGAAUAUUGUGCUGUGAUAGUCUAUUGAGAAAUGUGAAAGUAAUUACACCACAAGGGUAUCUCUAUCAAUUUAAUAUGAGUUGCCCUGCAAAAAUUCCUGCCACGCUCAUGAUUGAAGCCAUCAGGAGAUUUACCUGGUUGUUGUCCAAAAUAUCAUGACCAGAGUCAAUGAUUCUGCUUUCAUCUCCUUGUUUUGUUCCGUCGCUCUGUUUCAGUUCAUGGUUCAGGCCGCCGGCAGGAGAGGUCUGGUGAGGCUUCGUCAACACCCUCACCCCACCAGGCCCUUCGACAAUUUUCCCCGACCGCCGAUCAACCACAGAUGCCUGCAGGAAAGCACCGAGAAGCGAGUCAACCAGUGUACCGACCGUACCCAGAGCAGUCAGGAGGAUGAAAGACUGCCACGGCCCCAAGGGACUCUUUUCACAGAAAUUGAGCAACAGGACGCUCGUUGCUGAUAUGGCUGCGCUGCCUCCAAUACCGGCCAGCAGACCGGCGCCGCUCACUCCACCGUUGGUACCCGGAGGGACAGAGCGGAGAGUCGUGAUGAGGAUCGGUCUGCUCUUGGACAAGAUUCCCAACUCGCUCGACAGUGUGUCUGCUGCCACGGCCGCAUAAUUGCUCAUGAUACCCAGUAGCAAGAGAUCGGCCGUCUUGUCGGAUUGGGAUCCCGCACCACCAAAACAUGUCGAUUUUUGCGAGUCGAUUCCAUAAAACCAAACGUGCAACAAGACCAACAGGGUGGCACAUCCGCUGUUGGCAAAUACUUGGAUGCUGGUUCUGGGACCCUCACCGCCCGCGUGGCCGCUACUCGACAUGGUGAGCGUGGCUUUGACAUCGUGCUUGACUUUUGUGGCGCUCGUCCCGAGCAGGAAAAAUGUGCAUAGGAGAGUGAAUGGAAUCGCUGAGGGAUGGAGGGCGUGGAUCGUCGCCGUCAAGCCUGCUGCGAGUAUGCCCAGCGGUGUUAGGGAUUGGCGGGUAUAUGCUCGUAGGAUUAGGAGAAGAGUCACUGGGCCUGCUAUUAUGGCACGCAUGGUAGCUGUUGUACCUGGGAGGAGAGAGGACAGCCACCGAUGGAUGACCUUUGAAGGUGAAAGUAUCUCGAGGCUGAAGACUGGACAGAGGUACAAUGUAUAACUACCCGG
Molecule: messenger RNA, 4185 nt
Organism: Exophiala dermatitidis NIH/UT8656
Lineage: Eukaryota; Fungi; Ascomycota; Eurotiomycetes; Chaetothyriales; Herpotrichiellaceae
Exons: 1
Coding region: 648-2816 (722 amino acids)
Source: RefSeq, a predicted model, not a curated record